AUGGAUUUGUUGAGCCUAGGCGCUCGCUCUCGUAAGACGGGUUUGACUCCCAAAGAAAACUUGAAGCGUGACAAAUAUGAUAUGGAAGAUGUGGAUGCGUUCUUUGAAGAUGACGAUAAGGGUGUAGAUGCUGGUUCUGUCAAGCGGAACUCAAUUAAUUCACAAAUGCUGCAUCGAUCUAUAUCUUCAGGAUCUUCUGUGCUUUCAGAAACUCCGAAACAGAGAGACAGUCUUAAUAAUGUUGCACGAAAGAUAGACUUCACGGAAGCUGAAGCAGAACGAUUCCGCUUGUCUGUAGUUUCCAUGUCAGAUCGAUCUGGUAAGAAGCCCAAUAAACUGGUGCCACUACGAUCUCCACUACACGAGGCCACGAAGGGCCGUUCUACUGGGUUCGACCACCACAACUACGACGAAUACGAGACUGAUAAUUUUGAUUUUAGUAACGAGCAGGAAGCAACUCUAUCACCGAUCCCAAUUCCAGAUAUAGAUUCUCCCCCUGUUGGCUCACCUGUUACCCAAAAGCCUGCGAGACAAUCGAAAACACCAGCAACUUCGAAUUCACGUGGCACGUCCAAGAAAGCUGCAUCGUUGACCAAGCAGAUGGCGCUCGGUCUGAAGUCAAUUAAUGAUAACCAGAAAUGGAUCAAUCUGGGGUUUUCACUCUCUGACAUUGAUUCCGAACCAUCUGCAGAAAUAAUAUCCCCACCACCUACAGCAAAGAAAAACGCUCAGCGGCAAGUUGAAACCAUUGUGAGGCCGUCGCCGCUUCCGUCACCCCCGCCAGAUGGUUUGAGGCGUUCGAAGAGGACCAAAAUUGCUCCUCUUGCAUUUUGGAGGAAUGAACGUAUUGUUUAUACCCGUGCUGAUGAAUUGGAGGAGAAAGAUGGCAAGCUUGCAGAUGAUAUCCAUAAUAUACCAUUGCGAGAAAUCAAAGAAGUGGUUCAUAUUCCAGAGCGUGGUAAUGCUCAAAGUCGUUCACGAAGGUCUCUGAGGCCACGCAAUUUGAGAGCAAACAAAUCUCGAAAUAAUAGAAGGCCCACACCCGCAGAGCUUAGUGGUCGUUUUGCUGGCUCUGAAUGGAUUAAAGACAAGUACCUUUCUUUAGAUGUUUUUGAAACCCCAGACUCAAAUUCUCGUCACGACAGGCGUAUAGCUUGGGCACCCGAUUCAGUAACAUACACAGAUCACCUUAUAGAAUCGUCCGAUCCUGACGUUGCUGAAAACUUCAAAGUGGCUACCCUUUUCAAUGAAGAUCGCGACUUCAUUGCUUGUGCUAUGCUCCAACUUCCGGUGGAUGGCUUCAAACUUCUGCGCUCAUCGGCAGGCAGUGUAUAUAUAUUUCAUGUUGUGGAAGGCGACGUGGAAGUUACCUUGAAUGAUCUGACUUUUGUGGUCACAAGAGCAUGUUCAUUUGAAGUUCCUCGUGGUAAUAUUUAUGGGUUCAAAAAUGUGGGAACCGAAGCAGCAACGUUGUUCUUCGUUCAAAGUCAACCGCAUUUGGGAGAAGCACAAAGUGACACUGAUGAUUCCGAGUAA
This is a messenger RNA of Meyerozyma guilliermondii ATCC 6260, 1536 nucleotides long. RefSeq names its product Mif2p (gene MIF2). The record is from RefSeq and is a predicted model, not a curated record. Bases 1 to 1536 code for a protein of 511 amino acids. Gene Ontology annotation, biological process: kinetochore assembly; attachment of mitotic spindle microtubules to kinetochore; spindle attachment to meiosis I kinetochore. The transcript has a single exon. NCBI's taxonomy places the organism in Eukaryota, Fungi, Ascomycota, Pichiomycetes, Serinales, Debaryomycetaceae. Gene Ontology annotation, molecular function: centromeric DNA binding. Gene Ontology annotation, cellular component: kinetochore.